Ilyonectria robusta is the source of this 1279-nucleotide messenger RNA. Its product is annotated as galactosyl transferase GMA12/MNN10 family-domain-containing protein. The coding region runs from base 72 to 1166 and encodes 364 amino acids. The record is from RefSeq and is a predicted model, not a curated record. Gene Ontology annotation, molecular function: glycosyltransferase activity. Gene Ontology annotation, biological process: protein N-linked glycosylation. Lineage: Eukaryota; Fungi; Ascomycota; Sordariomycetes; Hypocreales; Nectriaceae. The transcript has a single exon. Gene Ontology annotation, cellular component: Golgi membrane.
AUUUUCGAUUUUUCCAUGAUCUUUUUUCACAGUAGGGGCUGCCAGCAUCCCAAAUCUCUCCAGCCGUCACCAUGUUUCAGCACAACACACUGCCGGCAUCAGCUAGAACGUUGAUUUUAAAAGCUUUCGGCAGUUUAGUUGCUGUUAUUCUAUGUUACAAGGCAUUCUCAUCAUAUCAUAGAGAGGAACUUCAUGAUUUCAUCAACCAUGCCUCGAACAAUGCUUCCAUCACCCUUCUCCACCAUCAUGGUGGCAGCGAGUGUCUACCGCAAUUUGACUCUUCCCUUAUUGUCAACGAGUCAGAAUUUGUACGCAGAUCAUGUCAACAAGUCUCGCCGUAUUCGCUACCACGGGCUAGGAUAGGAACUGUGACUGCUCAUUUCGGUGAGCCCCAGGAUCAUUAUCAGAAAGCGCUACAAACACACCUGCUACACAGCUUGGUUCACGACACGCAACUUGAAGUUAUGUGCUCUCCAGUUAUGGACGACUCGGCCUGGAACAAACCUGCCUUCAUUCUGUCCCUACUCCUCGUGGAACUGAUGAAGCCGGCGGAGGAGCGGUUGGAGUGGCUAUUCUGGGUGGACCGAGACACUCUUAUACUUGAUCAGUGCCGUCCCAUAUCAAGCUUCCUCCCACCUGACGCUCCCCAGGACCAUUCAUACAGGGGCCGAAGAGAGGACGAAACGAAGCAUGACACGCAUCUGAUUGUCACGAAGGACUGGAAUGGUCUCAACGCUGGCAUUUUCCUCGUCCGUGUAAAUCAGUGGGCUAUAGAAUUGUUCAGCGAUAUUCUUGCCUUUCGAGAUUACAACCCCAAUGUAACGCUUGAGUUUGCCGAGCAAAGUGCGAUGGAGAUUGUCAUGAAAGAGCCCAAGUUCCAGAGACAUGUGGAAGACGUCCCUUGGGUGUGGUUCAAUGCCUAUCCUGGGGAUAGCCCUGCCGAGUUUGAGGAGAGGGACAGUGAGGAGGGUCUAGAAGAGCACCAUGCUAGACGAGGGGACUUUCUUCUUCAUUUCGCGGGUCGCAAAGACAAGGACAAGGUCAUCGAUGGAUGGGUGGAGAUGUUGAGGCGGCAGAAGGGCCCAUGGCAGCCGGAACGAAUACUGAGGAAUGCUAAUGCGAAUAUCCAAAGCUUCUGGGCUCAACUGGGACACCAUGCCGAUUGAGGCGAUAUCUAGGAUGGCUUAACCCCCGAGUAAGGUCACUAUCCGACAAAGAAGUGAAUCCUUAUUAUGUGAUUGCCUUGGCGGCUACUUUUAAGAACCUUUAUCAAGCCCGG